Messenger RNA from Racocetra persica, 526 nucleotides. Lineage: Eukaryota; Fungi; Glomeromycota; Glomeromycetes; Diversisporales; Gigasporaceae. The record is from the annotation of a GenBank genome assembly.
ACAAAUUCCUGAACCAAUUAAGAGACAGGAUUUAAAUGAUCGACCAAGUGAAAUAAAAGGUUUUAUGGAAACAGCAUUAUUAGCACUAGAUGACAAGAGUGGAAUUAAAGCUGAUAGCUGUCCGGAGGAGUUGGUUGAGUGUUUGAUAAAUAUCCAUAAAGUGUUGACUAAUGACGGAAAAGAGUUUGUAGAAAAAGUAGAUAGAGAAGCCAGUGAAGAUAUUGCAAAAAUGACACUUGAAGAAAGAAGACGAAAUUUCUAUCAAACCUUUGCUCUUGCCCAAAGAUUAAUGGGCGAUGCGAAAGCUAGAAAGCAAAGUCUAGAAGGAAAAACUUAUAGAGAUGUAGAAACAAAAAACCGAUUUGCUGCUAAUUUAAGUGAUUACGACCAAACAGGCAAAUUAAACUUGGCCAGUAAUCCAAUUUAUCAAGCUAGUCGUUUUAAUGCCGAUGAGCAAGCUCAAAUUAAUCAGGCUCUAAAUAUUACUCAACAACAGGCUCAAGUUCAACAGACCCCUUACGAGUGA